Messenger RNA from Populus trichocarpa (black cottonwood), 740 nucleotides. Its product is annotated as 40S ribosomal protein S26-3. Lineage: Eukaryota; Viridiplantae; Streptophyta; Magnoliopsida; Malpighiales; Salicaceae. Gene Ontology annotation, molecular function: structural constituent of ribosome; mRNA binding. The record is from RefSeq and is a predicted model, not a curated record. Gene Ontology annotation, cellular component: ribosome; cytosolic small ribosomal subunit. Bases 151 to 546 code for a protein of 131 amino acids. Gene Ontology annotation, biological process: translation. The transcript is spliced from 5 exons.
GAAUGCUAGGUAGCGCCACACAGAAACUCACUAUAAAUGGUCUAAUUUUGCAAACUGUUUCAUCUCUUACCACUUAGAAAAAAACCCUAGCAGCCGUGCUGAAGAGCCAGAUACCUAAGCUGCCUUCUUCACUAACCACCGUCAGUAGCCAUGACAUUCAAGCGUAGGAAUGGAGGACGCAACAAGCACGGCCGUGGACAUGUUAAGUUCAUACGCUGCUCCAACUGCGGAAAAUGCUGUCCCAAGGACAAGGCAAUUAAGAGGUUUCUAGUGAGGAACAUAGUGGAGCAAGCUGCUGUUAGGGAUGUUCAAGAGUCCUGUGUUUAUGAUGGAUAUGUCUUGCCUAAACUUUAUGUCAAGAUGCAGUACUGUGUCUCUUGUGCUAUUCACUCCCGUGUUGUGAGGGUUCGCUCUAGCUCUGAGCGCAGGAAGAGGGAGCCUCCACAGCGUUUCAUUAGACGCAGGGAUGACAUGCCGAAGCCUGGUCAGCCUGGUCAACCUGGCCAAGCACCUCGGCCUACUGGGGCAGCUCCUGCUCGUGUCUAGAGAAUCAAAUCAAACCAAACUCUUUUGUUGGCUGUUUUGCUUCUUGAAGCUAUUUGAACUUGAUGAUUUUUUUUUAUAUAUAUAUUUACUGUUAAGACUCAUGAAUUAUUUUAGGUUGUCGAAAGUUUUGACUGAUGAGGAUCCUUCAGGAAUAUCAUGGCUCUCAGUUUAAUGUCAUUUUUAUUUAUAUCCUA